CCCGGCCCCGCCGCCUCCAGGAUGGAGACAUCUAAGUGGAGGUGGAGCAGCAUCUCCAUCAGUGCCCAGUCCCAGCUGAAAGGCAUCCUGGUCCUUCUCCUGGUGGGCAACGUUGCCUUUGGGAUUGCUCAGGACUUGGCACAGACCUCCAACAGCCUGGAGGAAGGGGCAGAUGUCACUGCAUACUGGUGGGGUGAGUGGACCAAGUGGACAGCGUGCACCAGGACCUGUGGGGGAGGUGUCAAGUCCCAGGAGAGGCACUGCCUGCGGCAGAGAAGAAAGUCAGUGAGUGGGCUGGCUAAUAAAACUUGCACUGGGACAUCCAAAAGAUACCAGCUCUGCAAAGUACAAGAGUGUCCUGCAAACGGAAGGAGCUUUCGAGAGGAGCAGUGUUCAUCAUUUAAUUCCCAUGUGUAUAAUGGCAGAACGUAUCAAUGGAAACCUUUAUAUCCUGAUGACUAUGUUCACAUUUCUAGCAAGCCCUGUGACCUCCAUUGCACCACCGUGGAUGGUCAGAGACAAUUGAUGGUUCAGGCUCGGGAUGGAACAUCCUGCAAAUACACUGAUUUCCGAGGGGUUUGCGUGUCUGGAAAAUGUGAGCCCAUUGGCUGUGAUGGCAUCCUCUUCUCCACCCACACCUUGGAUAAAUGUGGAGUUUGCCAAGGAGAUGGAGCAGCUGCACUCACGUACGGCAGCUACCGGAAGGAAACUCCCAUCUUGGUAAGAUGACAUUUUGGCUAUUCCCUGGUAACACACAUUCCUGCUGGAGCAAGGGAUAUCCAGAUAGUGGAGCGGAAAAAAUCUGCAGAUGUUCUGGCUGUGGCUGAUGAAGCUGGGUAUUAUUUCUUCAAUGGGAACUACAAAGUUGACAGCCCCAAGAACUUCAACAUUGCAGGCACGGUGUUCAAGUACCGCAGACCCAUGGAUGUUUACGAGACCGGCAUCGAGUACAUCGUGGCACAAGGACCAACGAACCAGGGCUUGAAUAUCAUGGUCUGGAAUCAAAAUGGCAAGAAUCCAUCCAUCACAUUUGAAUACACCCUCCUGAGGAAGCCACACUCAAAAAAUCUGCAGCCCAUCUACUACACCUUCUCUGAGUCAGAUAGUGAAGAAAGCAGAGAGUUUGAUGGAGAUGUGCCAUUGGGCUUCAUCCAGAACAAUGCAACCUAUUUUGGGAAAAUCUCCAGGGAAAGGAUAGACUUGGAGAACCAGGUGUUUGGGAGGCAGGACACGGACGAAGAUUUAAACUUGAGCAAAGGUCAGGAAACCAAUGAGGUCUAUGAAAGAGCAGAAACAAUUGACUGUGAGCCAAAACUGAAGGGCAAACAACCCCAAGGUUCUGGUUUCUGGUGGGUUGGCUCCAAUCUAGAUCCAAACGUAACCAGCUCUACUUACCAGACAGACCAUGACGACAGAGACUUGGACUCCAGGUUCACCUCCAGGGAAUUCCUCUCUGAGAAUGCCAUCACAGACAAGCUGCUGGAGAAGACCUCGGACUCCAAGGAGCUGGUGCUCAACAUGACCAUGAACAGCAUCUUUGCCCAGGGAGACCCAAUUAACACUGUAGGCUCACACAUUGACAGCCUGUACGUCGACUACGAGGACACAGAUGGCAUUGUGACCUACAGCAUUAACAGCACUUACAUGGAGCUGAGCAAAGGUGUCAACACAUCUGCAGAGACUCCCUUUUCAAAUGCCACUGUCACCAUGACCAGCCCUCAAGGGAACAGAACCCACAAAGCAAGAAACAGAUUGAAGUUGUUAAGAAAGGGCCAAGGUGUGAGUGCUGCUGACAUGUACAGGUGGAAGCUUUCCUCCCAUGAACCCUGCAGCUCUACAUGUACCACAGGAGUGAUGUCCACCUAUGCUAUGUGUGUUCGCUAUGAUGGGAUCGAAGUGGACGAUGCGUACUGUGAUGCCAUGACCCGUCCUGAGCCUGUCCAUGAGUUCUGUGCUGGGAGAGAGUGCCAGCCAAGGUACCACCUCUCAGCUGGACGCGAGUGUUCCCGUACCUUGCGGGAGGGCUUCCAGUUCCGCAUCGUCGCAUGCUGGAAAAUGAUCUCCCCGGGCUUUGACAGCUCCGUCUACAGCGACCUCUGUGAGUCAGCAGACAUCACGCCCGAUGAACGCAAGGUCUGCAAGAACCCAGCCUGUGGGCCCCAGUGGGAGAUGUCUGAGUGGUCCGAGGUGAGUCUGGCCUUGCUCAGCCCGUGUGGGGAGCGGAGCGUGGUGACCCGGGACAUCCGCUGCUCGGAGGAGGAGAAGCUCUGUGAUGCCAGCACCCGGCCCCUGGCUGAGAAGACUUGCACAGGAACACCCUGUGACAGGCAGUGGACUGUCUCAGACUGGGGACCGUGCAGCGGUGGCUGCGGGCAGGGCAGGAUGAUCCGGCAUGUCUACUGCAAAACCAGUGAUGGGAGAGUAGUGCCAGAGUCCCAGUGCAACCUGGAGACCAAGCCACUGGCCAUCCAUCCCUGGGACAAGAACUGCCCCUCACACUGGCUGGCACAGGACUGGGAGCGGUGCAACACCACGUGUGGCAGAGGGGUGAAGAAGAGGAUUGUGCUCUGCCUGGAGAUUGUCAAUGGGAAGAUCAAGACCCGCAGCCCCGCUGACUGCGACCUCACCAAGAAGCCCAUGGAGGAGAACUGCUUUGAGAGGCCAUGCUUCAAGUGGUACACGACCCCCUGGUCAGAGUGCACAAAAACCUGUGGCAUCGGCGUGAGGAUGCGGGAUGAGUGCUACCAAGGGAAGGACAUUGUCAGGGGCUGACCACUGGUGAAACCAGUGGGCAAACAGACCUGUGACCUCCAGCCCUGCCCCACGGAGCCCCCGGAUGACAGCUGCCAGGACCAGACAGGAACCAACUGUGCUCUGGCCAUCAAAGUCAACCUCUGCAGCCACUGGUACUACAGCAAAGCCUGCUGCCGCUCCUGCCGCACACCCCCACUCCUAGUGCCAUCGCCUGCCAGGGCUGCUCCUGCCCCCAGCCAGCCCUCCCCAAACCACUUAGGGAGAGCUACACAUCCCCCAGACUGAUGUUAGAAUGCUUUGGGGUUGGUUUGUGUUUUCCCAACGCUGCAGAACUACUAUCCCUCUCCCAUGUGGAGGAGGGGGGGCUGGCAGGGCUGGGCUUGGGCUGCAGAGG
Calypte anna (Anna's hummingbird) is the source of this 3148-nucleotide messenger RNA. RefSeq names its product ADAMTS like 2 (gene ADAMTSL2). Gene Ontology annotation, biological process: extracellular matrix organization. Gene Ontology annotation, cellular component: extracellular matrix. The record is from RefSeq and is a predicted model, not a curated record. NCBI's taxonomy places the organism in Eukaryota, Metazoa, Chordata, Aves, Apodiformes, Trochilidae.